AUGAAUCAAUAUCUAGCUUUUGCUGCAGUGAUUUUUACAAGUAUCACUACUUUGUUUACUAUCGCACCAGUCAAUGAGAUGGUUGCUUUAGAAAAUGAACCAACAAUCAUUACACCUGAAUCUCUUGAAUUUCAAUUUGAAGGAAGUCAAGACAAAAUUACUCCAGAAACUGAAAGUUUUUAUGAUAAAGCUAAACAAACAGGUGCAAAAAUCAAAGAAAAAACAAUUGAAUACACAAAAAAAGGUGCCAAUAAAGUUAAAGAAACAGGUGCUGUAAUUAAAGACAAAGCCAUAGAAUACACAAAGAAAGGAGCUCAAAAAGCAAAAGAAACAAUUCAAGUUGUCGAAGACAAAAUUGAGCAAGGUGUAGAAUAUACUAAAGAAAAAGGAGAAACAUUAUUUAGUUCUGUUUUAGAGAAAAGUCAAGAAGUUUAUACUGACAUUACGGAGAAAACACGUAUUGCCUAUGAACUUGUCAAAGACAAAACAGUUGAUUUAUGUAACAAAUUGAAACAUUACUUUGGUAGCCUAAAUAAAGAGGAAGAAGAAAUUAAAGUUGAGGAAGAAGUUGAGUUUGUGGUUGAAGAAGACAGUGAAGAUUUGAACAAUGAAGAUGAUAAUCAAGGGUUUGAAGAAAUUAUUAAAGAUGAAAUUAACAAACCUAUUCCUGUUCAAAAUGACAUUGAAGAACCAAUUAUCAUCAAAGAUGAAGUUGUUGUUCUUCCAGAAGAACAAGUUCAAAUUAUUGAAGAAGAAUCAAAACAAGAGACUAUAGAAACUGAAACGAUUAAAUCCAAAAUAAUGUCAUAUAUACUUGUUGUUAAAAAAAAUAUUAUUCAUUUAUGUAGUAUUAUCAAAACAAGAUUUAUUAACACAAUCAGGGUGUUAGUAUUCUAUUUUAACAAAUUGAUAUCAAUUAUAUUAGAUUGGGCUCGAUAUACAAAAUAUAGUAUUAUUGAUUUUUAUCACACAUUAUUUAAUAAUAAUAAUGAAGUAGAACUUAUUCCAGAACAAGAAAAAACAGAAGAACAAUCAUCAAAUAAAAUUUAUCAAAUAAUAACAAAAAUCAAAGCUAAUAUUAAAGAAAGAAUAGAAUUUUAUAACGAUCUUGUCGUUGAUGAGAUUGUUCAUUUCAUUGAGCAACAUUCAUUGUAUACUAAUUAUAAAGAAGGAAUUUCUAAAACAUUAGAAUUUAUGCAAAUGAAUAAAUUAAUAAGAAAUUAUGGAGAAACAAUAGCCUGCCUUAUUUAUGCAUCGUUCUUCACCCUUUUGUUCCUUAUUCCUUUUUUGAUCUGUGGGCCUCGUCUUUAA
Molecule: messenger RNA, 1311 nt
Organism: Entamoeba dispar SAW760
Lineage: Eukaryota; Evosea; Mastigamoebida; Endamoebidae
Exons: 1
Coding region: 1-1311 (436 amino acids)
Source: RefSeq, a predicted model, not a curated record